AUGAGGAUUUGGCCUAUGGGAUUGGACGAAAACCUACCUGACGAGGACGUCAACAUUGGUGAAUCUGGUCUUGGCUCAGAUGCAGCCAUUGACGAGGUCAUUGCCGAGCUUGGUGAUGAAAACACUAUUAUUCCUGUCAGUGAUCUUGAAAAACUGACCGACUUGGAUGCGGAACUUAUGGAGGUACUCAACGAUGCCACCCAACAUCGACGUAAAAAACUGCAAGAGUGGUUUCGCAACAACACGAAAGGAAAGACUACACCUGGCGGGACUUCGACCAGCAAAAUCCUAUCUACAUUGCUUGGACAGCUCAAAGUGUUGGUGUCUGACGACAUCAAGGAAAAUAAACUUGUGUUACCUGACCAGAAGCUUCGUGCGGUCUGGCACCACACUAGCGAAUGUUUUUCGAAGGAGUUGGAAGAUGUAAAGGAUGAGGUCCGCGAUGAGACUCUACGUAUUAACGCAGCCAGAAAACUUCAACUGAUUUCUUCUCUUGGAUGCGCAAUUCAAGAACUGCCUAUUGUCCUGGGUCAGAUAUUCGAGGAACUCUCAACUUUGACUGGCGGAUGGCAUUACUCACUUGUCAUGGGUGGGCAGGAUCCUCUGUGCGAAGGCGAUAUUAUGACGUUGAGUUAUCACCAUGGUAAAACAUUAGAUGGUCUGAGCUUCAAGACAUCAACAGCCAAUUUCCACGAACAAUAUUUAUUACCAUUCGAAAGACACCUGGGUCGCAUCUAUGGUGCUUCUUUACCGAGAACUUCAGUUCCUGCAUCUGCACCCAGUACAUCUCCAUCAACUAUCGACUUCAUUUCGACAUCUGGACCCAAUGAUCCAUUAGAUCACCAUGCGUCAAGCUCCAGUCUGCCACUAGGGCAGGAAUCGAAUACCUGUGGACUUGUGCUCGAUCCUGUUCCCUUGUCCGCGCAUGUCUACAGCAUGGACUUUAACCUCACACCGCAACUGAAUGGACCGCAAGGCUACCAGUACCCUGACCUGUUUUCUUACAAUCUGGCAGGUCCAAUGCAACCAGACUCACCAAUCACCGCUUGGAGAAACGAAUAUACAUCUGAUGAAAAUCCAAUCAUGUCCACUGCGCUCCCUCAAACACAGGAACCAAGCUUGCCAUCUUCAUUUUCGAAUAAUGCUAAUUUGUUCCCCGCACACGAUCUGUCAUUUACACAUGUAACUCCGCUACUUUCUCUUCACCAGCCUUUCCCGCCAGUCCCUUCACUCCAACCCUCUCUCCCACUCUCUUUACCCUGCCCUGCCCUGCCACUCUCAUCACCCUCUCUGCCGCUCUCGUUACCACAGCCUGCUUUACCGCUCUCAUUAGCCCAGCCUGUCUUGCCACUCUCAUUACCCCCGCUCUCGUUACCCCAGCCUACCCUGCCGCUCUUGUUACCCCAGCCUGCCAUGCCGCUCUUGUUACCCCAGCCCACCCUGUCGCUCUUGUUACCCCAGCCUGCCUUACCACUUGAAGCUGAACAGGGCGCAUUGGUGCCUAAUUUGGAGCCAUUGAUGUCCUCGGAACAGAUAGUUGGAACCAAGGCUAGGCGCUCGGGACGUGAGGGACGUCCUUCAGCUCGAGCAAAGGAAGCGAAUGAGAUGGGAAAUGUAGUGCCGAAGAAGAAGCGAAACUCUGAACAGCCCAGUGCUUCGGAGUCGAGGAAAAAAACUCGUAAGUGA
Molecule: messenger RNA, 1686 nt
Organism: Suillus plorans
Lineage: Eukaryota; Fungi; Basidiomycota; Agaricomycetes; Boletales; Suillaceae
Exons: 7
Coding region: 1-1686 (561 amino acids)
Source: RefSeq, a predicted model, not a curated record